Pogonomyrmex barbatus (red harvester ant) is the source of this 4143-nucleotide messenger RNA. RefSeq lists its product as uncharacterized. Lineage: Eukaryota; Metazoa; Arthropoda; Insecta; Hymenoptera; Formicidae. Gene Ontology annotation, molecular function: chromatin binding. Gene Ontology annotation, cellular component: MSL complex. The record is from RefSeq and is a predicted model, not a curated record.
ACGACAGCGACGACGACGGCGUUUGCGUUAUUGUUGUCACGGUACGCGCACGUCAGGGACGCUUAAUGUGCGCGGGUCAAGCGCGCGGGACGCUCGUAGCGACCGCAAAUGCUCGCGGUAGACGCCGUGGCAUCGAGGCCACGAUCGCGGUCGCGUCGAGAAAAUGUCAAAUGUCGGCUCGCCGUCCGAGCGACUCGUGAACGGUGAGAGGAGCAUCGACGCUGCUGCUGCUGCUCCGGCUGCGGCUGCUGCUGCUGCGGUCGCCGCCGCCGCCGCCGCCGGCGCUGUCAGCGGCAACAGCGGCGGAGGAAGACGCGGCGAAGGAGGAGGCGGCGGCAACUGCGUGGGCGGCGGGAGUGUCUUUGUUUCCCGUGGUGGUGUCGGUUUUUGCAUUAGUGUUAGUGAUAGAAAGAAGAAGAAUAAUAAUAACAAUAUCGACAUCCCUGAGAACAGAAGCGUGCUCGCUGUCACGACCACUGUUACCGACGGGGCUGUCAUCGGUGGCGCCGCGGACGGUCCUCGCGACGUGACGUUGUCCGACGCCCGCGACACGACGCCAGUGAAUUCCUGCCGCGAAACGACAGUGUCGCGCACCUGCGGCGGUGGUUGUCGUUGUUGUAUCUACGCUGUCGACGCGUUCUCCUCCUCGGUGACAGGUGCGACGACGCACGCGCCCGACGACGUUGUCGCGGCGACGGCGACGGCGACGGCAACGACGACGACAAUCCGCCGUGACAUCACGCUGAGCAGUGCCGGGACAACGACAGCAGCAACGACGACGACAACGACGACGCCGUUGCUCCUGCUUGAUGCCGGUAGCACCGACGCUCAAACGAUCGGCAGAAGCAGAAGCGGCAACAACAGCAACUCCACCACCGUCCUCAUUGUUGAUGUCGCGCCGUCGUUCCACGACGCCGACGACGACGACGACGACGACGAUAACGACAACGACAACGAGGACGACGAAGACGACGAGAACGACGAAAACGACGAAAACUACCGUCGCUACUACAAUCGCGGCAACAUGGUCGCGGCGAUGAACGAGCACCCGUCUAGCGCAACGACGACGACAACGUCGUCAUCGCCGGCAGUAGCGAACGCCAUCCGCGCCAGCAACAAUACCGUCGCGAUGUCAUCCUCGUCCUCCUCCUCCUCCUCCUCUUCCUCCUCGUCCUCCUCCUCGGUAUCAUCGGUUAUGAUGACAACUACCACAAAUGCCGGCGGCAACAAUCCUUCCGCAAUGAUGACGAUGGGCAACAUCGGAAGCGGAACCAACGGCAACAACAAUAACAACAGCAGCGGUGGAUGUACCAGCGCGCGCAAUCAAGAAUUCCAGGAGAUGGACGGUGACAAUGACAAAAACACCGCCAGCACGACCACCGCCAUCGCCAGCCAUACCGCAGCCGCUGGUAUUCUCAGUUUCCCAUGCGACUUUGAUCAUAUGUACGCCAGCAUGACCGACGGCGCUGCGCCGGCCGCCGCGACUGUCGCUCUCGGCGUUAGCCCGCUGCGCGGCAAUGAACCCCGACACAAUGAUUUCACCGAGGUCAAACACCUGAAGGAGCUGCUGCUGCUGCAUCUCGAUCUUAUUCAGCAGCAGUCCGAGCAGAUCGUCACCAAGGACAAGCUUCUCGCUGCGCUGCGUCAGGAAAACGAGACGCUGAAGUUGCGUCUGGAACGUAUGGAAAGGCGAGUGAAUCUUCAGAAGUUAAGAUCCGAAUGUAGCGAAAAUUCCACGGGCUCGGAACACUUGGGCGCCUGCUCGCCUACCAGUAUCAAUUCGAUAAAUAUACCUUCGACCAGUGAGUUACAUAGGAAUGUUCAAUGCGAGAGUGGCAACACUUUGCACGAGAGUUUUAAGAUACGUCUAAACACUAGCGGCGGUAUCACUACGGUGAAACAGGAGCCGCUCGAUAAUCAAAUUAAAGUGGAAUUGAAGCAAGAGGAGGCAAGAUUUGAAUGGGAAGAAAAGAAGAAGAGGCGAUCGGAUCCAACUCCCUUGUCGACGGGUAGUAAAAAGAAAAGAGGCCUCUCGUGUUCAUCUACUGUCAGUAACGAUGGUGUACAGGAAAAGAUUUUGGGUCAAACUUUACAUGAAAGCAGCAGAAAGAGCGAUAGGAAGGUGAAAUCUCUUGUGAAAAAAGAAUCUUUUCUCACGACUGAAGAACAUUAUUAUACAGCGGUAGGAGAUUCAAAUUAUACCCUAAGUCUGAAACAGUCCAGUCCAAUAGAAACGAAUCAUUCGUUAGAAGUUCCAAAUUGGAGAGUGAAAGUGUACACGAGUUGUUAUACAAUGGAGGGAACUGAAAAUUUGGAUGAUGAAAUUUUUAAUAAAAGACACUUGAAAUUAGAGAAUGAUGAAAGGAGGCGAAAGCGAUGGGAUGUACAAAGGAUAAGGGAACAAAGACAUAUAGAAAAAUUAAAGCAGCGGCAGGAACGGCAAAAUCAUCAAGCAACUUGUUACAAUACUAAUCAUACUGGUCCUUGUCCCUCAUCUCUGGAGGAAGAAACCAUAACAUCCUUGUGGCCUGACAUAGAACAAAUUCAAAGUCUUCAAGUAGAUUCUCAUUUGCCAGUAACUGCAUUUGGCGCUCCUAUUCCUAGUUUUACUCCAAGUGAAUUCUCUUUACCCUGGUCGAGUAUAACGCGAAUAAAGUGUCGACGUCCUAAACGUUCAACAGGUAGAAGAAAAUCUACAGGUAGAAGAAAAGUUUAGGGGAUAUAAAUUUUUAUAAAGAUGGACAAACCUGAUUUUAUUGGUAUCGCCAGUUUUAAACAUUUGAAAAUACUAUUGCUCCCUCUCAUGCCAUAAUUGAAACAGCGCUUUUUCAUUUUGAAGCAGGGGCACCAAAGAUAUUUUUAUUAACUUUUUGAAUAUAUGCAAUAUAGUUUAUCUAUUUUUUCUACAUUUUUGUUAUUUAAGUAAAAUUCAUCGUCAAUAUAUAUUUGAUACAACUAUUCUACAUUUCGUAGUCGGUGUUGGUCAUUUUAUUUAUAUAACUGAGUAUGUACACACAUGACACCACUGGCAUAUUAAACAUUUUUCAACUCCAGAUCAAACUUCUGUUCCAUUUUCAGUGAGUUGACAAUAUUGAUAUUUGCAAAACUUUUCGAUUGCUCUAACUAUAUGGAGUCCUUUAUAUUAUUUUUGUAAUUAAAUACGUUCUUUCCUAGUAUAAAAAAAAAUCGUUAACGAAACUACAUGUAUUAAUGAUAUAUACUUCAUAAAAAUAUGUUAUAAAACAAUGUUACGUAACGAAAGAAUAUAAUGAAUUUUUAAAUCUUGUGUAGCUUUUUUUUAGUACUUUAUCAAUUCUAUGUAAUAGUUUCAACAAUAGUUUUAAUAUCAAAAGGUAAAAAUUCUUGAAAAGUUAAUCAUUGUGCAAACACAUUUUGUUUGGUUAAUUCUAAAAUUUACAGUACAAAUGUAUUUAUUGUAUAGAAUUUCACAGAAAAUACGCGCUUCCUCUCAAUAACAGAUUUUUUAACGUAAUUAAAAUUUGCUUCGCGAAAAUUUGAUGGCCUAAUGAAAUAACUUUCGUGGAUCUCUUUACUAAGAAAAUCAAUCAUGUCGGAGAAAUCUGUAAAACUAAACUAAAACGCUUUUUUUUAUAUGAUUUGAAUGUUAUAAAUCUAUCGAAUUACAAAUAAGAUUAUUAUGAACGGCAGUACAGCGCUAUUUCCCUGCUCCCAGAUACACUAAAUGCUAAAAGCUAAAAUCUGAAAAAAAUAAGCGGAUAACUUCGGACAUUGUAAACGAUUGUAAAAUCACUGAUGUCGUGACUAAUAACUCAAUUUCAUCGAUCCGAAGUACAAGACUCGUCGAGUAUUUUCUAGCACAAUCAGAUUAGUUUAAAAUUUAGAUAUACUAACUUGGUACGUAUCAUAUAUUGGACAAUUAAAAUUGUAUAUAUAUUAAUUUUUUACAAAUUUUUUGUUCGUGAUUUUCAAAUAUUGGUAUUGUCGUACACCUAUCAUUAAUUAUUUUACAGAUCUGUCACAAUCCAAAACUGUCUAAUUUUGAUAUUGUAUUCUAUCUGAGAUGAUUUGUGAUAAUUUUGUUCAAUUUUAUUCACAUUGUAGAAAAAUUGUAGUUCUUAUAAUUGUAUCUAUAAGAAAUUGACAUGAAUGAUAUUUCGAGCA